UAUAACACUUUCACUCUUACAAUCUCAGCUCAUAGCAUUCUUCUUCUUCCAACGAGAAUCAGUCUUUGUGUUCCAAAUGGCUCGUACGAAGCAAACAGCAAGAAAGUCCACCGGAGGAAAAGCUCCAAGGAAGCAGCUCGCCACCAAGGCAGCACGCAAGUCCGCUCCGGCGACGGGCGGCGUGAAGAAGCCCCACCGUUUCAGGCCGGGGACAGUGGCUCUGAGGGAGAUUCGGAAGUACCAGAAGAGCACGGAGCUUCUCAUAAGGAAGCUUCCUUUCCAGAGGCUCGUAAGGGAAAUCGCUCAAGACUUCAAGACCGAUCUACGCUUCCAGAGCAGCGCUGUCUCCGCUCUUCAGGAAGCCGCUGAGGCCUACCUCGUUGGGCUCUUUGAGGAUACCAACCUCUGCGCUAUUCAUGCUAAGAGGGUUACCAUUAUGCCCAAGGACAUUCAGCUAGCUCGUAGGAUUAGGGGCGAGAGAGCUUAGGGUUUAUGAUUUACAAAGCCGUAGUGUUUUCUAAGGGUUAUUAUUUUGCAAUCGAUUCCUUCAGCUUAGUAUUAGGGUGAAAGUCCUUGUUUUAUUGUGACUGUAUUGGAAACUCGUUUCUGUAAUGUGAGAAAUAUUAAUGUUGAGCCCUCUCAUUUUAAGCUUAAAGCUGCUUGGAUCUGUAGAAUUACAUCGUGUUUGGUCGUUAUUCUAAUUUCAUAACAUAA
Messenger RNA from Glycine soja, 714 nucleotides. RefSeq names its product histone H3.2. Gene Ontology annotation, cellular component: nucleosome. Gene Ontology annotation, molecular function: structural constituent of chromatin; DNA binding; protein heterodimerization activity. The record is from RefSeq and is a predicted model, not a curated record. The coding region runs from base 77 to 487 and encodes 136 amino acids. The transcript has a single exon. NCBI's taxonomy places the organism in Eukaryota, Viridiplantae, Streptophyta, Magnoliopsida, Fabales, Fabaceae.